Jatropha curcas is the source of this 2244-nucleotide messenger RNA. Its product is annotated as hydroxyproline-rich glycoprotein family protein. The record is from RefSeq and is a predicted model, not a curated record. Lineage: Eukaryota; Viridiplantae; Streptophyta; Magnoliopsida; Malpighiales; Euphorbiaceae.
CUUUCUUUCAAUUCUCUCUCUCUUUUUUUGGGUUGUUGUGUUUCUUUUUCUUUGUCUUUCUCUCUUAUUUUGUUGGGAGUAAAAUCUACAUGCUGUCAGCUUCUGGUUUUGCAGGGACACGGAGAGAGAGAGAGAGAGAGAGAGAGAGAGAGAGAGUGUGUGUGUGUGUGUGUGUUUAUUCGCGUGCUGUGUCUGUGUGAAUCACAAUCCACAAGUCUAGCAAUUAUCUGAUCUAACUUAUAGUAUUCUAAAGCCAAUCCAAUCUAAUUGGGAAAUGGACAAUUAAGAAAGAAAUGUGAGGAUCGGUUUUUUGCGCCUUCACUGAAUUCUACUGCUGCUGCUACUACUGCUACUAAUACUACUACUAAUACUACUACUAAUCCUCCACUUUUCCGGCGAAGAGCUACUUCCGCUACUAUACACUACUUAUAUUGCCAAGUCAAAGCGUGUAAUGGGUUCUGAGCAGAAUAGGUUCCCUCAGCAGGAACGGAUCUGAUGAACAUGCCCUAAGGAUCAUAUGUUGCCUUUUAAUUCUGCACUAUGACUCGACAAUCUCAGCGAAAGAGAUGGGGAGGAUGCUUGGGCGCAUUUUCUUGUUUUGGUUCGCAGAAAGGUGGAAAACGUAUUGUGCCUGCAUCUCGUAUUCCAGAUGGUAAUGCAACAGCUUCACAGCCAAACGGACCUCAAGCUGGUGUGCUGACCAACCAAGCUACACAACUAGCUCCAUCACUUCUAGCUCCACCUUCUUCACCAGCAUCAUUUACAAAUUCUGCUCUCCCUUCAACAGCUCAGUCACCUAGUUGCUUCUUGUCAUUAUCUGCCAACUCGCCUGGGGGUCCGUCAUCCACAAUGUUUGCCACCGGACCAUAUGCCCAUGAAACACAACUAGUUUCUCCUCCAGUUUUCUCAACCUUCACAACUGAGCCAUCCACUGCUCCUCUUACUCCCCCACCAGAGUUAGCUCACUUAACUACGCCGUCUUCCCCAGAUGUGCCUUUUGCUCAGUUCCUCUCAUCUUCUAUGGAUCUUAAAAGCACUGAAAAGACCAAUUACAUUGCUGCUGGUGAUCUUCAAACUACAUAUUCACUCUAUCCUGGAAGUCCUGCCAGCAGUCUCAUUUCACCAAUUUCUAGGACCUCAGGUGACUGUUUAUCAUCAUCCUUUCCUGAACGAGAUUUCCCCCCUCAAUGGGAUCCUUCAGUCUCGCCUCAAAAUGGAAAAUAUUCAAGGAAUGGUUCUGGCAGACUGUUUGGGCAUGAUACUACUGGUGCCUCCAUGGUAUCUCAAGAUACAAAUUUCUUCUGUCCUGCUACAUUUGCACGAUUCUAUCUUGACCAUAAUCCGCCAUUUCCUCAUACUGGUGGUAGGUUAAGUGUUUCUAAGGAUUCAGAUGUUUAUCCUGCUGGUGGAAAUGGCCACCAAAGCAGGCACAAUAGAAAUCCCAAGCAAGAUGUGGAAGAGAUAGAAGCUUACAGAGCAUCCUUUGGGUUUAGUGCUGAUGAAAUUAUCACUACCCAACAGUAUGUUGAGAUUUCUGAUGUAAUGGAUGACUCAUUUACCAUGACUCCUUUUACUUCAAAUAAACCUACCAUAGAAGGAAGUACUGAAGCUGCAUCUUUGAGUGACAGUCAAAAGGCACAGACAAACUUGCCAACCCUUAAAUUGAAAUCAGAUCGUGUAUGUGGUGAAGCACCAGUAUCAUGCGAUAGAUAUGAAGAUUCUAAAUCAAGACGGCAGACUGGGGAUGUCUCUGGAUCAAGUACACCUGGUAUCCAUGCUCUGACUGAUGAUGACGAUAUAUUUUCAAAGAUGACAUCGUCUAAAAUCAGCAGGAAAUAUAAUCUGGGGUCGUCAUGUUCUGAUGCGGAGAUAGACUACAGGAGGGGAAGAAGCUUAGGAGAAGGCAAAGCAGAUUUUGCAUGGCAUGACUAAAAUUGGAGAAAAAAGAAAGUCUUGUCAGUUAUUUCCGUGUAUUAAGUUGCAGAUGCGAUAUCUGUCAUACUCUUUCUGUUUGGAGUUAUAUUUGAUAGGUGGAUGGUCUAACAUAUGAUCUAACCUAUUCUCCUCCUGUCUUUCCUCCUUUCCUGCUCUUUCGGGUUGUGUGGCUGAUAUCUAUCUCCGAUUGAUAGUGUUGUGUUCUGUGUUCCUAACUUACCCUCUUUGCUACGAGUUAUAUAUAAUAUGUGUGCGUGCGUGCGAUGCAGCUAAUUAUAUAAAUAUUAGUAUUAUAUUUGGGAAAACAAA